AAUUUUGGGGAGUGAAAUUUUAAUGUGGGGCAGGAAAAUGAUAGAUGAAUCUUCUCAGUUAUAUAUGAAGAUGACUUAAGCGUCAACGCGUAGCUGGCCUUGACUUUCAUUACCUCAUUGAAUUACAGGGCAUUUAUCUUCAUAUACAUUCACACUCUUCUUAACAUAUUGUCAUAUUGAUAUUUUUGCCUCAAUAAACUCAGUCUGAAUCAAAGUCUUCCCAAAUUUGUCACUUCAGACAUACCGGCCAUGGAAAUUGUUGGUGCAGUGUUAAGCAUGAUGCAAUGUUUUUGUGGAGAGACCUGCUUGCAUCAAUCCGUUUCCGAAAAAUGUACAUAUCUGAGAAAACCUCAUGCAUUAGCAAAUAACCUUGAUAAAAAGAUGGAAUUGCUUAAAGCUCGGGAGGAGGAUGUUAAGAGGAAGUUGCAAGUGGAAAAAGUAUGGCGCGGAAUGGAGCCAAAGGCUGAGGUAAAUAUGUGGCUUACUAAUGUAGGAAAGAUCAAAAGUGCUGUAACUCGCUUGCAAGAAGAAAUUACUAAAAACAAGCGAUGUUUAAACGGAUGUUGUCCAAAUUAUAUGUCUCGAUUAAAGGUAGGGAAACACUUUGAUAAGAAAAUUAAAGAAGUCGACAGGCUCUUGGCGCAGAGCAUAUAUCCAGAUGCUUCAUUGGUUGAUAUGAUGCCUCAGAGAGGAAAGAUAUUACCAGAAACUUCAUUAGUGGGAGAAACUGCUCAAAGAAGUUUGGAAUUAGUAUGGAAGUAUUUGAAUGAUGGACACACUGGGAUAAUUGGUAUUUAUGGAAUGGGGGGAGUGGGUAAGACAUCCAUACUGGUAGCAAUCAAUAAUCGACUUUUGAGAGAGAGCGCAGUUUUUGAUAAUGUCAUUUGGGUCACGGCAUCCAAGGAUUCAAAUGUCCAAAAGUUACAAAAGGAUAUUGCUAGAGCUGUAGGUUUAUCUUUCGAUGAUGAAGACGAUGAAAUGGAAAGAGCAGCUCAAUUACUUGAAGCAUUGAUGCGAAGAAGAAGAUUUCUUUUAAUUAUAGAUGAUUUAUGGGAAGCAUUUUCUUUGGAGGUCGUAGGAAUUCCAUCCCCGGGUUAUGGACAUGACUGCAAGUUGAUAAUAACUACUAGAUCUAUGAUGGUUUGUCGUGGCAUGGAAACAAUGAGAGACGUCGAAGUUAGUGUUCUUUCUAAGGAAGAAGCAUGGGACCUCUUUAAACAAAAGGUCGGUGAUGAGGUGCUAGCAUCUCCAAGAUUACAAGCUGUUUCCAAGGAUGUCGCGAUGGAGUGUGGAGGUCUUCCACUAGCUCUUGUAACAGUUGGUCGGGCUUUAAGAAGAGAAAAUGAUACGAGGCAAUGGGAAAACGCAUUAAGCCAGCUGAAAAAUGCAAUGGGAAGAAUAGAAGGAAUGGAGAAUCGAGUCUUCACACGUCUGAGAUUUAGCUAUGAAAGACUGAAGGACAAUGUGACUCGGUCAUGUUUUCUUUAUUGUGCAUUGUACCCAGAGGAUCAUCAUAUUGAGACUGAAGAAUUGAUUAAAUACUGGAUAUGGGAAGGCAUGUUGGAUAAUCUCGGGUAUGGAGAAUCCAAGAUGCUGCAGGGAAAGAUGAUAUUAGACGAACUGAAAAACGCAUGCCUAUUAGAGAUUGGCUGUCAAGAAGGUAGUUUGAAUGAAUAUGUCAAAAUGCAUGACCUCAUUAGGGAUAUGGCAAUAGCUGUUACAAGAGUGAAUCCACUGUUUAUGAUCCGAGCAGGAAGUGGAAUUCGUGUUCCACCAGUUGAGAACGAAUGGCUCGUAGGCCUUGAAAGAAUCUCGUUAAUGAGAAAUGAUUUGGGCUCUUUGAGUUUUGAACCGAGAUGUCCUCAGCUAACUACAUUGCUUUUGCAGUAUAAUUCAUUGUCCAAGGGCAUACUUCCUUCUUUCUUUAACCAUCUAGGAAGUCUCAAAGUUCUGGACUUAUCUUACACAGGCAUCACUAGGUUGCCCGAUUCACUUUCUAAUCUGGAAAACCUCCACGCUCUGCUACUACGCAGUUGUUGGAACUUGCGUUCCGUUCCAACAAUGGAAAGGCUCAAGGAGCUGAGGAUUUUGGAUCUCUCUUCUACAUCAAUCGAGUGUACGCCACAGGGAAUGGAAAUGUUACUCAAUCUGAAGCAUCUGGAUCUCUCCUAUACUACUGUUGAUGGAUUUAAUAUUCGACUUUUAGGAACAUACAGGUUUUUGGAAGACCUCUUAACUAUUGGUUUAUGGCAACCUCUAAUGUUCGGUUUGGAUUUUGUUAAUGUUGUGGCAAGCUGCACCAGCUUGGCAAACCUUGAAGCCAAUUUCAGCACCUUGCACGACUUCAAUCGUUAUGUCUUGUCGGGUCACUGGAGCACGCUUGAGAGUUUCAAAUUUUGCAUAGGCUAUCCGCAGUCCUCUAAAUUACCUGGGAAAAAUAGUGUAGGGUUCUUCGGGAUUCACAUCGUUGAAAGGGAAGCCCCUUCUUGGUUGCCAACGAUACUUGAGUUGGCCGUUCAUGAAUGCUCUGGCAUCACUCACUUACCAAUGUUUAUUAUGAACGCCUCUUCCCACCUAAAACAUUGCAAAAUAAAGUAUUGUGACGAGAUGGAAUGGAUUAUAACUUCAGAGUGGGGCACAUUUCCCGAUUUAGAGUUGCUAGAGAUCGAGGGUCUGAGCAGACUGCAAAAUAUAUGCAAGGGGAUUCCACCAGCGGGCACUCUUUCAACACUUAAAGUGUUGAAUGUUAUUGCUUGUGAUAAUCUCACGAGUCUGCUGCCACUUGAGUUAGUGCGGCAACUCAACAACCUUGAAGAGAUUGAAUUGCGAAGUUGUCCAAUGCUGGAGGAGAUAGUUACAGAAGCAGAAAGUGAAGAGGUCAUUCAAGAGAACGACAGUGAAUUGGUCCUCCCAAGUUUGCAAAAAUUGAGAUUAGUUUCUAUACCAAGACUGAGAAGCAUAUGCAGAGGCCCGAUGAUUUGUGAUUCCUUAACAACUAUUGAAGUCAUAGAUUGCCCGGAGCUGGAAAUAAUUCCCUUCUUUCUAGAAAUAAGGCAGCAAUUAGUUGACUCUCUCAAACAGAUAAAAGGAAGCAGAAGGUGGUGGUGGACAUUAGAGCAGAACCACCCUAUUGCCAUGUCUCUCCUUGCUCCACUCUUUAAACCUGAAUCUGCUCCUAAUGAAGGCAUUAGGGUUGAUUCCAACACCAUAAACAGUUAUGGUGGCAGCUCGGGGAGUUCUUCUUUUGGGCCGCGAUAAUAUUCUUACUGGGGUUUAUUCCCAAUAAUCCAGGAGCGCGGAGCCAAUGAAAUCCAUAAAGUUCCUAAUUUAGAAGACGCGAUGUAGUAGAAUUCCUAAUUUGAACCCAUAAAGUUCAAAUCCUGGAUCCGCCUCUGACGUGGUCGGGUUGACCCUAUCCUGCGCACUGGAUGCCCCUGAAGUUGGGGCAGUAAUAGCCCAGCUCCCGCCUGAUGGUGCCCAGAGCUUUCCCGUUUGGGCGAUCAGCAGCAGCAUACAGAUAAAAGGAUACUGUUUUCAUUUGCACUGUUAAUGUGAAUGUGCUGAUCAUUUGUUAAAGUCAAGGCCAUUUUCAAGUGGCAAAAUUUGUACUGACAUUGAAUCAGGUAAAUAUCUAGCUCCAACUUCUUUAGCGAGAGCUUGUUUGUCGCAUGAUUCAAAUAUGUAGACUUUGCAACAUAGCAACAAUUGUACUUGUCCUUGCACAGUCGAAAGACGAAGAUUCUAACAUAUAUUCAAGCUAAUGUUGAGUUUUAUGGCUUUUUUA
Molecule: messenger RNA, 3784 nt
Organism: Nicotiana tabacum (common tobacco)
Lineage: Eukaryota; Viridiplantae; Streptophyta; Magnoliopsida; Solanales; Solanaceae
Product: disease resistance protein RPS2-like
Molecular function (GO): ADP binding; protein binding
Source: RefSeq, a predicted model, not a curated record